UUUAAAAUAUUUAAAAGGAGAUUCAAAAUAGCAUGUCUGGAAACAGGAGAAACGCUAACCCAGUUGAUAAAGACUCAGAUGAAUACAAAGCGGUAUGGGAACUUGAAACAUGGAAACGAGCUGAAGAAGCAAAGUUCAAAAACCACCUCAAACAAAUCGAGCUUGAAACCAUCGAUAAGGUUACCAAGGAAUGGAAGCUUAAGGAGGAUAAACGUGACGAUGAACUCACUGCUAAAAUGUCCCUCGUCGAAAAUAUAGAGAAAUAAGCUCCGCACCAAAGCCCAAGAACUUCAAAAGAGGGAGGGAAAAAUCAUUCAAGUUGAGGACGAACUCAAGCACAAGAUUUCAGAAGUCUCUCGACAACUCUCCAAUAAGGAGGAGGAAAUACUCAAUAUGAAGAAGAAAUUCAAAGAAGAACAACUUACUCUACAGGGAGAAAUCAAAUCACUCAAGAAACAAGUGGCCAAGGCCAAAGAGCUCCUCGACCAGAACGAAGAGAGCUACAGGACUUAUCGUAAAGACAUGGAGGAGUCACCUGUCAGUGUCAUGAGAACAGAGAUUAAUAAAAAGAACUUAGAAAUAGCUGAUAUCAGCAACCAACUUGAAAAAUCACACACUGAUAUUGCUAAUAAUGAGAUCAGAUAUAAAAAGCUUAAGCAAGAAUGUAUCAAGCUAAGAAGAGAGCUCGAAAGACAGAAACAACUAGAACAAGAGAGGCAAGCAGAGGAACUAGAGAAGCUUAAAAUGGCUGAAAGAAACAAUAGCUAUAAUGAACAAAUGAAACUGGAGCUACAGAUGGUCAAAGAAGAACUAACCCGGAUUCAAACCCAAAACUUAAUAAAUACUGAUAAAGUUACUGAAGAGGCCAAGAUGAUGUAUAUCCAAGGUGUCAACUCUGAUGGGUUCCAGACCAACAAUAGUAUGGCAACAUCCAAUCCUUUUGCUUCCCAAAAUAUGAUUAAAACUCGAAUCGGCAAAAACAAUGGAAUCCAAAAUAAACAACAAAAGCCUCAGAGUAGACUAGAGGAGCUAAGACAGCUCAGACAAGAUCUAAUAGAAAAUAAUGAUCAGAUCAGGAAGAAAGAGGCUGAAGACUCUCCUAGUAAAGAUGCCCGCCUUCGCAAAUAAUAAUUAAUUGCAAUUUUAAAUAACCAA
Molecule: messenger RNA, 1155 nt
Organism: Moneuplotes crassus
Lineage: Eukaryota; Ciliophora; Spirotrichea; Euplotida; Euplotidae
Source: the annotation of a GenBank genome assembly